AUGAACGAUAACACCAAAGUUACUCUAUCAAAAAGAAUCUUAGAAAUUGAAAAAUCUAACUUUGAAAUAAAAAAGGCAAACAAGGUAGUCUACGGAGUUCCAAGAUCAUUUCAAGUGAUAACCGAUACGUUUGAAGGUUUCAGAAGAAAACAAGCUGCGAAGUCUCAGGAACCUACUCAAGAAAUCAUGGAACCUGAAAUAAAAAAACCGUCAAUUGACGAAACCAAUAUUUCGAAAACAAAUAAAAAUCGAAAUAUCAAGAUAAAACGUGUAAACGUAAGAAAAUAUGAACAAGAAACUUUUAUCAUGUGA
Funneliformis caledonium is the source of this 312-nucleotide messenger RNA. The record is from the annotation of a GenBank genome assembly. Lineage: Eukaryota; Fungi; Glomeromycota; Glomeromycetes; Glomerales; Glomeraceae.